Funneliformis mosseae is the source of this 747-nucleotide messenger RNA. Lineage: Eukaryota; Fungi; Glomeromycota; Glomeromycetes; Glomerales; Glomeraceae. The record is from the annotation of a GenBank genome assembly.
AUGCAAACAACUACUUUCGAUCCCAAAUUUUCGAUUUUUAACAAAAAGUUCGUUAAUGAUGUCCCAAAUGUAUGUUUUUUUGAUAUGGAUCCAUUAGAGGGUGAUCAAUUCUGGCCAAAACAACAUAAAUCGCCCAAUAAGUUGAAAAAAAUUAUCUCCAAGACAUUUAAAUCUCUUAAACGCAAAGUAUUUCGCAAACCAAAAGAAAUUCCUGUGAUCAAAGAAACCAUGGUUUCUGAAAUUACAUCAUUCUCAACUGAUGACGAUAUAAUUGAAAUUGAUGAAAUUGAUGUUAUAGAUGAAAUUAUUGAUAUUUAUUCAUCAAUUCCGGAAUCGUUGGAUAAAGAUGAACCUAAUUCGUCUAAUCUCGUCAAAUAUGAAGCAACAUCUACAUGCACUUUAGCCGAAAAUAAUGCCAUCGAGCAUAUCGAAAACGAUUCUACCAAAUGCAAUCCAAUAGAAACAAAUUCAAUUCUUUAUAAUCUUUAUGAAGGUGUAAAAGAGACGGUCAAUGUACCGUGCAAUAUUUCUUAUUGUGAGUUGGGAAAGUUAAACGAACAAAAAAUUGUUUAUCCUACGAGCAAAGAUCCCGUUUUUGUUCGUAUCAAUAAUUAUUAUGGUGAUUCCAUCGAAAGGAUAUAUGAUUUUGAUUUUUUAUAUUAUUUGAUUAAACAUAAAGAAAGCAUAUAUUGGAUUGUUAGCAAUUUUAGAUUUAGACGCUCUACUAUUUUUUCGAAUAUAAAAUAG